Messenger RNA from Mollisia scopiformis, 1684 nucleotides. RefSeq names its product NPD-domain-containing protein. The coding region runs from base 358 to 1425 and encodes 355 amino acids. Gene Ontology annotation, molecular function: nitronate monooxygenase activity. NCBI's taxonomy places the organism in Eukaryota, Fungi, Ascomycota, Leotiomycetes, Helotiales, Mollisiaceae. The record is from RefSeq and is a predicted model, not a curated record. The transcript has 4 exons.
CAACUUCUGUGCCCUUUUCGGCGCACCCAAGAACUUAUAUCCUCGUGAUUCUCCACCCGAUUGCUCUCAUCCUUCGUGUUUGCAAAUGUUUAUCCAAGCCAGCAUAUUCCUCAGCUGAUCAGAAAUCAGCGUGCCGAGGCAGUUCCCCAGAUUACAGGGUAGUUCAGCGCUAGUGGGAGUCGGAGACCCGAGGAGGUUCUCCUCCACUGUUGUCUCCUCAUAAAUCCCCUCCGCAUUCUUUCUUACCUUUCCAUUUUCUCUCUAUCUCUUACUUUGAUCAAACAUUUGUCUGCCUGUUGACCAUUGAUUGUAUCUCUGCCAGAACAACUCUUCCGCGACAAACAACAGAUCAAUACGAUGGCUUCACCUCAGCAACUUCGUACUACGGUCACCGAUCUUCUCAAGAUCAAUCAUCCAGUUCUGCUUGCUGGCAUGAACGUCGCGGCUGGCCCCAAGCUUGCAGCAGCAGUGACCAAUGCAGGAGGUCUCGGCGUCAUCGGAGGAGUUGGCUACACACCAGACAUGCUCCGCGAGCAGAUCGCAGAACUCAAGUCCUUCCUCAAGGACAAGAAUGCACCAUUUGGCGUCGAUCUCCUUCUGCCACAAGUCGGAGGAAGCGCACGGAAAACAAACUACGAUUACACGAAAGGAAAGCUUAACGAAUUAGUCGACAUCAUUAUCGAUUCGGGUGCCAAACUUUUCGUUUCCGCCGUCGGUGUUCCUCCUCAACAUGUCGUCGAUCGACUCCACAAAGCGGGCAUUCUAUAUAUGAACAUGAUCGGACACCCAAAGCACGUUAAGAAGUGCCUUGAACUCGGUGUCGAUAUCAUUUGCGCACAAGGUGGUGAAGGCGGUGGACACACUGGCGAUGUUCCCACAACUGUUUUGAUCCCAGCUGUGGUGGAUCUUGUUAAGGGAAAGACCAGCCCGAUGACUGGCAAGCCCGUUCAGGUCAUUGCGGCUGGUGGUAUCUAUAAUGGACAAACAGUUGCUGCUGCUCUUAUGCUUGGAGCUAGCGCUGUUUGGGUUGGUACCCGAUUCAUCUUGACAGAUGAGGCUGGAGCACCAAAGGCGCAUCAAGAGGCCGUCAGAACUGCCGGCCAUGAUGACAACGUCCGAACAAUUAUUUUCACUGGCAGACCUCUGCGAGUACGAAAUAAUGCCUAUAUCUCCAACUGGGAGGAGAACAGAGCUGCUGAGAUUAAGGAGCUCACAAGCAAGGGUGUUAUUCCAGUGGAGCAUGAUUUUGAAACAUUGGGCGAUGACAUUGAUGAUGAUACUAUGGAUAACGCAAGACCAUUCUUGAUGGGCAAGGCCGCCGCCGUUGUGAACGAGAAGAAGAGCGCCAAAGCUGUUGUUGAUGAGCUGGUCAGCGACGCUGUUGCAUGGAUCCACAAGGGUGAGAAGAUGACCGCAAAGCUGUAGAUGCUCUUGAGUCAAAAAUUGGGAAUGGCACUUGGUUAUCAUAAUUCAUGAGGGCUUGGGACAUUGUAUGAAUUAGAAUAUUGCAUGCUCUCGUCGCAACUUUUUGGAAUGUCCUUCAAUCCCUUGUCUGUUGGUUCCAUAGUAGAGACUUGGCACAUCCAAUAUGCAAGGGGAAAUUCAGAUCAUUCAAAUUGUGCUACAUGGAGAACAAUAGAUAGUCCGUCUGUAGACGGGACAAUUGAACGCGUGUAUUGUGCGG